Messenger RNA from Molossus molossus (Pallas's mastiff bat), 2381 nucleotides. RefSeq names its product arachidonate 5-lipoxygenase (gene ALOX5). Gene Ontology annotation, molecular function: iron ion binding; arachidonate 5-lipoxygenase activity; protein binding. Gene Ontology annotation, biological process: linoleic acid metabolic process; lipid oxidation. The record is from RefSeq and is a predicted model, not a curated record. Gene Ontology annotation, cellular component: nuclear envelope. The transcript has 14 exons. NCBI's taxonomy places the organism in Eukaryota, Metazoa, Chordata, Mammalia, Chiroptera, Molossidae. The coding region runs from base 344 to 2362 and encodes 672 amino acids.
GAGGGGGCUUCCUGCCCUGGCCCCCUGCUGCCUCAGCUCAGGGGUCCCAUGGGCCCUGGGCAUCAGACAUACUGUGGGGCACAAGGAUUCUCUCACCCUGCAGGAUGAGGCAUUCCGGCAUGACAGCUGUGCUCAAACAUCUGUUAGGGACCAACAAGUGUCAUCUCUCACACGCACCGGGCUCCUUGGUCCCCAGGACCCAGGCUAAGACCGCGGGCCUAGGAGAAGAUUCCUGCUUUCUAACCACAAGCGUCUGGCAUCCGCCGCAACCACAACAUACAAGCUGCUCACUGUGCUCAAAGCCCAGCAGUUCCCUGAAAAUAGGCAACUUCUCAUUUUACUGAUGCGUCCUCUCGGGGACCUGGGGCGGCUGGCAGGAGAGGGAUUAAGGAUGCCUGGGGGAGCAUGCCAGGUGGACACGCUUGCUCUCCACGACUUUGCUAGCACGCUGCGAACUCUGGGUUCUGCGCCGAGGAAAAGGCUCAAGGUUGACUCUUACGAGGUGAUUGUGGAUGAAGAACUGGGCGACAUCCACCUGAUCAAGAUCGAGAAGCGCAAGUACUGGCUCCAUGACGACUGGUACCUGAAGUACAUCACGCUGAAGACACCCUACGGGGACUACAUGGAGUUCCCCUGCUACCGCUGGAUCUCCGGGGAGGGCGAGCUUGUCCUCCGAGACGGGCGAGCAAGGCUGUCCCGCGAUGACCAGAUUUGCGUUCUCAAGCAGCACAGACGCAAAGAACUGGAAACACGGCAGAAACAGUACAGGUGGACGGAAUGGAACCCUGGAUUCCCCUUGAGUAUCGACGCCAAAUGCCACAAAGACUUACCUCGGGACAUCCAGUUCGAUAGUGAGAAAGGAGUGGACUUCGUUCUGAACUACUCUAAAGCGAUAGAGAACCUGUUCAUCAACCGCUUCAUGCACAUGUUCCAGUCUUCCUGGAGCGACUUCGCUGACUUCGAAAAAAUCUUUGUCAAGAUCAGCAACACUAUUUCUGAGCAGGUCAUGAAUCACUGGCAGGAAGACCGAAUAUUCGGGUACCAGUUCCUGAAUGGCUGCAACCCCGUGUUGAUCCAGCGCUGCACCAAGUUGCCCGAGAAGCUCCCAGUGACCACGGAGAUGGUGGAGUGCAGCCUGGAGCGGCAGCUCACCUUGGAGCAGGAGGUUGAGCAAGGGAACAUCUUCAUCGUGGACUUCGAGCUGCUGGACGGCAUCGAUGCCAACAAAACGGACCCCUGCACUCUGCAGUUCCUGGCCGCACCCAUCUGCUUGCUGUACAAGAACCUGGCCAACAAGAUAGUCCCCAUUGCCAUCCAGCUCAACCAAGUCCCGGGAGAAGAAAACCCCAUUUUCCUUCCUUCGGAUGCAAAAUAUGACUGGCUUCUGGCCAAAAUCUGGGUGCGCUCCAGCGAUUUCCACGUCCACCAGACUAUCACCCACCUCUUGCGCACACACCUGGUGUCAGAGGUUUUUGGCAUCGCCAUGUACCGCCAGCUGCCCGCCGUGCACCCCGUUUUUAAGCUCCUGGUGGCGCACGUGCGGUUCACCAUCGCCAUCAACACCAAGGCCCGGGAGCAGCUCAUCUGCGAGUGCGGCCUCUUCGACAAGGCCAAUGCCACCGGGGGCGGUGGGCACGUGCAGAUGGUGCAGAAGGCCAUGCAGGACUUGACCUACACCUCCCUGUGCUUUCCUGAGGCCAUCAAGGCCCGGGGCAUGGACAGCACAGAGGACAUUCCCUACUACUUCUACCGGGACGACGGGCUCCUGGUGUGGGAGGCCAUCAAGACGUUUACGGCCGACGUGGUGGGCAUCUACUACGAGAGUGACCAGGUGGUGGUGGAGGACCAGGAGCUGCAGGACUUCGUGAGAGAUGUCUACGUGUACGGCAUGCGGGGCAAGAAGGCCUCAGGUUUCCCGAAGUCCGUCAAGACGAGGGAGAAGCUGUCCGAGUACCUGACUGUGGUGAUCUUCACAGCCUCCGCUCAGCAUGCCGCCGUGAACUUCGGCCAGUAUGACUGGUGCUCCUGGAUCCCCAACGCCCCGCCAACCAUGCGGGCCCCACCGCCCACCGCCAAGGGGGUGGUCACCAUUGAGCAGAUCGUCGAGACGCUGCCCGACCGAGGCCGCUCCUGCUGGCAUCUGGGCGCAGUGUGGGCACUGAGCCAGUUCCAGGAAAACGAGUUGUUCCUGGGCAUGUACCCGGAGGAGCACUUCAUCGAGAGGCCCGUGAAGGAGGCCAUGGCCCGCUUCCGCAAGGACCUGGCCGCCAUCGUCAGUGUGAUCGCCGAGCGCAACAAGAACAAGAAGCUGCCCUAUUACUACCUGUCUCCAGACCGGAUUCCCAACAGCGUUGCCAUAUGACGGCUGCCGAGCCGCCUCG